AUGGCGGGAAGGGUAGAAGCUUCUCUUACAGAAGGAGAAAGCACCAUUGAAGAAAGAGACAGAGAAGCUAUGAGGGAAUUUGAGGAGGGACUCGAUCAACCCAUGGACGAAGAAGCUAAUAUGCUCAAGAAUAUGAACAAAGAAAAGGGCUUGUCGAUGUUGAUGCUACUGAGACUAUCAUUCCAAAGUUUAGGGAUAGUUUAUGGCGAUCUAGGGACUUCUCCAUUGUAUGUGUUCUACAAUACAUUCCCUAAUGGAAUUGAUGAUAGUGAAGAUGUGAUUGGAGCUCUUUCUUUGAUCAUUUACUCUCUUCUGCUUAUACCUCUCAUCAAGUAUGUGUUAAUUGUAUGCAAAGCUAAUGAUAACGGUCAAGGUGGGACUUUAGCUAUAUACUCAUUGCUUUGUAGACAUGCUAACGUGAAUCUCAUCCCGAAUCAGCAACGCAGCGAUGAGGAUCUGAGUACUUAUAGUCGAACUUUAGUAGCUGAAGGGUCCUUUGCUGCCAAAACAAAGAAAUGGUUGGAGAGUAGACAUUCAAAGAAGAGAUCCCUUCUUGUCAUUGUUCUUUUAGGGACAUGUAUGAUGAUAGGUGAUAGUAUCUUAACCCCAGCCAUCUCUGUUCUUUCAGCUACUGGUGGAAUCAAGGUCAACAAUCCAAAGAUGAGCAGCGACAUCGCCGUGUUUGUGUCUGUUGUCAUUUUAAUUGGACUGUUCAGUAUGCAACACUAUGGUACAGACAAGGUCGGAUGGCUCUUUGCACCUAUCGUUCUUAUUUGGUUCCUCUUCAUUGGAGCCACUGGCAGCCAGCUCUCACUCCUACUGGAUGUCCCACUCCUCAUCGCAUAUCAACCUUCUAAAAUCUACCUAGCUCUCACUCCUACUAGGUAG
Molecule: messenger RNA, 888 nt
Organism: Brassica rapa (field mustard)
Lineage: Eukaryota; Viridiplantae; Streptophyta; Magnoliopsida; Brassicales; Brassicaceae
Product: potassium transporter 9
Biological process (GO): potassium ion transmembrane transport
Cellular component (GO): membrane
Molecular function (GO): potassium ion transmembrane transporter activity
Source: RefSeq, a predicted model, not a curated record